Messenger RNA from Magnolia sinica, 1911 nucleotides. Its product is annotated as probable E3 ubiquitin-protein ligase ARI2. Gene Ontology annotation, molecular function: ubiquitin conjugating enzyme binding; zinc ion binding; ubiquitin protein ligase activity. Bases 56 to 1666 code for a protein of 536 amino acids. The transcript has 7 exons. Gene Ontology annotation, biological process: positive regulation of proteasomal ubiquitin-dependent protein catabolic process; ubiquitin-dependent protein catabolic process; protein polyubiquitination. Gene Ontology annotation, cellular component: ubiquitin ligase complex; cytoplasm. NCBI's taxonomy places the organism in Eukaryota, Viridiplantae, Streptophyta, Magnoliopsida, Magnoliales, Magnoliaceae. The record is from RefSeq and is a predicted model, not a curated record.
CAAAACGUCGGAUGCUUCUCUCUUAAAACGUCGGAUUACUCUCUCUCUCUCUGCAAUGACGAGCGAGGAAGAAGAUUACUACUACUCGGACCAUGACUCGCCGGAAGGGAAUCCUCUCUCUCUGCAAUUCGUCGAUAGCACAGUUGAACCAUGUUCUAUCCAGGUAAUCACAAAAGAAUCGCUUUUGGAAGCACAGAGGGAAGAUUUGUGCCAGGUAAUGGACAUGCUAAUGCUGAAAGAACGACAUGCACGCACUCUACUUAUUCAUCACCGUUGGAACGUUGAGCGUUUGUCAACAGAACUUGUAGAGAAGGGAAGGGAUAGAUUAUUUUCUGAAGCAGGCGUGACUAUAGAGGAGCGCAAAAAACAUGCCUUGCCAUGGUCAUAUUCACGGUCUUUAGUAACAUGCAACAUCUGUUUUGAAGAGGUUUCUCCAAAUGCAGUUACAACAAUGGAUUGUGGCCACUGCUUUUGCAAUGAUUGCUGGACUGAAAAUUUUAUUGUUCAGAUAAAUGAUGGGCAAAGCAAGCACAUAAGAUGUAUGGAGCACAAGUGCAAUGCUAUUUGCGAUGAAGCUGUUGUAAGAAAUCUCGUCAGUGCGAAACAUCCUGAUAUUGCUGAGCGUUUUGACCGUCAUCUCCUAGAAUCUUACAUCGUGGACAACAACAAGGUUAAAUGGUGUCCUAGUGUCCCGCAUUGCGGCAACGCGAUACGUGUAAAGGGCGAUUCUUAUUGUGAGGUGGAAUGCACGUGCGGGCUACAGUUCUGUUUCAAUUGCUUAUCGGAAGCACACUCCCCUUGUACAUGCCAGAUGUGGAAGUUUUGGGGCCAGAAAUGCCAGGACGAGUCGGAAACAGUCAACUGGAUUACUGUUAACACGAAGCCCUGCCCCACGUGUCACAAGAUCGUUGAAAAGAAUGGUGGCUGCAACCUUGUUGUCUGUACAUGUCUACAGUCAUUUUGUUGGUUGUGCGGUGCUGCCACCGGCAUAUCCCAUACGUGGACGACGAUUGAUAACCACUCUUGUGUACGCUUUGGAGAAGACAUCACUGAAAAAGCCGAGUGUGCGAAGCGGGACCUUCAUCGAUACACACACUGCUACAACCGGUUCAACGCUCAUAAAGAUUCCCUCAAGCUCGAAAGCAACCUUAAGGAAACUAUACAGAAUAGUAUAUCUAUCUUGGAAAGUAAGGAGCCUGGACUCAGAGACCAUAGUUGGGCGAUGAACGGACUCUACAGACUCUUCAGAUCGAGGCGCAUUCUUUCAUAUUCGUACCCAUUUGCAUUGUACAUGUUUGGGAACAAUAUCUUCAAGAAUGAAAUGACAAAGAAGGAACUGGUAUUGAAACAGAACCUAUUCGAGGACCUGCAGCAGCAACUGGAAGUAAAUGUAGAGAGGCUUUCAAAUUUAUUAGAGCAACCAUUUGAUCAGUUUCUGACACAUAAAGUAUUGGAGUUAAGGUUGCAAAGCAUCAAUCUCGCCACCCUCGUCAACGAGCUCUGCAAGAAAAUGUAUGAGUGCAUUGAAAACGAUCUAUUGGGUACCCUCCCACGGAUGGUGCAAAUUGCUCCAUACAAACCGAAGGGUGUUCAGAGAGCAUCGGGACUUUCAGUUUCAUGGGAUUCUGAUCCAAGUUCAAUGAGUACGGAAGCAUGCAAUUCAUAAAGUUCUUCAGCAGGAUUCCAAUGCAAAUAAAGCUGUAUAUAGGAGCAUCCUCCAUCGUUGAAUUCUUCAAGAGCAGACCUUUGGCUUGGAAGGGAAUCAAAGUCUCUUGGGGAUGCCAUUUCCAUCUCAAUCUUGCUGGGGGAGGCAGUCAACAAGAGCUGAAUCUGACCAUCAAAUCUGGAAACUAUACAGUUGACAUUAAAUGACUGCACUGUAAAGAUGAAUUUCUUUGAAGUUUUUUUUUU